UGUGGACACUGGCACAGAGGAAAAUUAAUGGCAUCCUUCACACACUCCACCUCCAGCUACGCCAUAUAUUUGAUAAUUUCUUCUUAUCCUACUGGAAGAUUCCUCUUCUCGUCAGAUUCCGUGAGACAAGCACCUUACUUCAACUCAACACAAACACAAGCCCUCAAUUUGCAUUUCCUCUCUCUGCAAAUCAAAUUUCAUAUUGCAGAGAGGAGACAAGUCAAAUGGAAUUCAACAACGGACAGCAAGCAAAUAGCCAGGAAAGCAAUGAAAUUGAGCAAAACAAAGUCCGCAUUAUGAGAGCCCAUGUUGAAAGAGAAGAUCCCUCCGUCAAGGACGUGGAUGAUUUGAUGAUCCGGAGAUUUCUGCGUGCUCGUGAGCUAGAUAUUGAGAAGGCUUCUACCUUGUUACUCAAAUACCUAAGCUGGAGGCGAUCAUUUCUCCCUAAUGGCUUUAUAUCUCCAUCAGAGAUCCCACAUGAACUUGCCCAAAAUAAGUUGUUUAUGCAAGGUGUUGAUAAGACGAAUCACCCUAUAGUGGUUGUUUUUGGAGCCAAACAUAAACCGUACAAAGGAAAUUUGGAGGAGUUCAAGCGUUUUGUAGCCUUUACUCUUGAGAGAAUAUGUGAAAGAAUGCCAACUGGGCAGGAAAAGUUUGUGGCCAUUGCAGAUCUUGAAGGAUGGGGAUAUACUAACAGUGACAUUCGUGGAUAUCUAGCAGCAUUAUCAAUACUGCAGGACUGUUAUCCUGAGAGGUUAGCCAAAUUGUUUAUAGUCCAUGUGCCUUACAUAUUCAUGACUGCAUGGAAGCUUGUUUACCCAUUUAUUGACAGCAAAACCAAAAAGAAGAUAAAUUUUGUUGAGAACAAAAAGUUGAAAUCCACUCUGCUUAAUGACAUUGAUGAGAGCCAGCUCCCUGAUGUAUAUGGAGGCAAACUACCAUUAGUUCCUAUUCAAAACAGCUAACUUGAUGACUGGCACCAUAUUGGAUGCUUCAGCUUUAUGCUGAAGGCUUCAGGAACCAAACAUGAUAAUAAUGAUAAUUCAUCUCUGCAUAUUAUUCUUCUCCCCUUGGUUCAUAAUCCUUCAAUUUGAGCAGAGAGAUCAUAUAUGUAAUUUUUAACUCUUUUUGAAUUUUGAUAGUCUAUACGGUUCAAAUUAAAAAAAUAUAUAUCUACUUCAUUGUCUUA
Molecule: messenger RNA, 1189 nt
Organism: Hevea brasiliensis (rubber tree)
Lineage: Eukaryota; Viridiplantae; Streptophyta; Magnoliopsida; Malpighiales; Euphorbiaceae
Exons: 6
Coding region: 225-965 (246 amino acids)
Source: RefSeq, a predicted model, not a curated record